Aegilops tauschii subsp. strangulata is the source of this 2145-nucleotide messenger RNA. RefSeq names its product heat shock cognate 70 kDa protein. Gene Ontology annotation, molecular function: ATP-dependent protein folding chaperone; ATP binding. The record is from RefSeq and is a predicted model, not a curated record. NCBI's taxonomy places the organism in Eukaryota, Viridiplantae, Streptophyta, Magnoliopsida, Poales, Poaceae.
CGUCAUCGCGUAGGCGCAUUUCUAUUCAUCGCUUGUAGCCUGCUCUCUCUCUCUCUCUCUCUCUCUCUCUCUCUCUCAGCAACAAAACCACAUAGCAGAUAGGUGGCACGCCCUUGGCCUUGCUCAUCACCGCUCAGCACGUUCGCCAACCAUCCCGGCCUCGGCCUGCACGACGCCGCUACCCUGGCUCCCUUUCCCGUCGCCGCCUACGGAGCAAGCAGCGGUGGAGGUUGAGAAGAAGCCGCCGGAGGAAGAAGACAAGAAGAAAUCCGGCGGGGGAGGAGGGCAACAAGCAGGUGGUCAAGGUGCAGCUCGCAUGUCUUGUAAUGCUCCACUUCUUGGAACUUGAAGGUCCCCUAGGAGGAAGCUCACCUAGUGGCCGCGCUUGUCGACCCAUAUGAUGGCCUGGGAAGGCGCCAUUGGGAUCGAUCUUGGCACGACCUACUCCUGCGUCGCCGUCUGGCAGAACGGCCACGUCGAGAUCGUCGCCAACGAGCAAGGCAACAGAACCACCCCAUCCUACGUUGCCUUCACCAGCUCCAAGCGCCUCAUCGGGGAUGCGGCCAAGAACCAGGCCGAUAUGAAUCCGGCUAACACAAUCUUCGAUUCCAAGCGGCUCAUUGGUAGGAGAUUUACUGAUGCUUCUGUACAGAAUGACAUUAAGCACUGGCCCUUCAAGGUCAUUUCUGGACCUGAAGACAAGCCUAUGAUUGCUGUUAAAUACAAGGGUGUGGAGCAGCAAUUCGCAGCUGAAGAGAUUUCCUCAAUGGUUCUCGUCAGGAUGCGGGAGACAGCUGAAGCCUACCUUGGCAGCACCAUCAAGAAUGCUGUUGUCACUGUUCCUGCUUGCUCCACCGACUUGCAGCGGCAGGCCACCUGGAAUGCAGGAGUGCUUGCUAGUCUGAAUGUAAUGCGUAUCAUCCCUGAGCCGACUGCUGCUGCUAUGGCUUAUGGCCUUCACAACAAGGUUACCGAGUGGGGUGUGGUAGAGAAUGCUCUCGUCUUUGACCUUGGAGGUGGUACCUUUGAUGUCUCCCUUGUCGAGAUCGAGUUUUAUAUUUUUGAGGUCCUGGCCACAGCUGGCGACCCUCACCUUGGUGGUGAGGACUUUGACAACCGCAUGGUGAACCACUUCGUCCAAGAGUUUAAAAGAAAGAAGAAAAAGGACAUCAGUGGCAACCCCAGGGCUCUUAGGAGACUGAGGACAGCCUGCGAGAGGGCGAAGAGAACCCUCUCCUCCACUGAAGAGGCCGUCAUUGAGAUCAGUUGUUUGUAUGAGGACAUCGACUUCUACUCAACCAUCACCCGUGCCAGGUUUGAGGAGCUCAACAUGGAUCUCUUCAGGAAGUGUAUGGACAUUGUGGAGGACUGCCUCAGGGAUGCUCGCAUGGACAUGAGCUCAGUUCAUGCUGUUGUUCUUAUUGGUGGCUCCUCUAGAAUUCCAAAGAUUCAGCAGCUUCUUCAGGAGCUCUUCAACGGGAAGGAGCUUUAUAAGAGCAUCAACCCUGACGAAGCUGUUGCCUAUGGUGCUGCUUUACAGGCUGCCCUUUUGACCGGACCGAACAACGACAAUGAGGGUUGGAUGAGCGACCUCCUUUUGUUGGAUGCUACCCCACUUUCUCUUGGUUUGGGGACGAAAGGGGGCGACAUGACAGUGAUGAUUCCAAAGAACAGGGCGAUCCCCGUCAAGACGGAGAUAGUCAUAUCUACCGACUAUGACAACCAACCUUGUAUCCGUAUCCAGGUUUACGAGGGUGAAGGUGCCAAGACUUGCGACAAUAACCUGUUGGGCGAGUUUGAGUUCUCCAUUCCUCCAGCAUCCAAAGGCGUUCCACAAAUAAUUGUGUGCUUCGACAUUGAUGCCAACGGUAUCCUGGAUGUCUCUGCCAAGGACAAAAACACUGGUGAGAAGAAGAAGGUCACCAUCAACAAGAGGUUCCAUUUAAAACAAUAAUUAUUUAGUUAGUAACGAUGGAAUUAAUAUGCAAGUUUUUACAAAAUAUCGUAAACGAUAUCUUGUGGUGCGGUCAUAUGUAUCAUCAUAAUAUGCAGAGUACUCAUCAUGUCUAAAGCUCUGAAUGCAAGACACUCAACAAACAUUGUGUUGUGAUUUGAAUAUAAUUAAGAAUGUUAUGAACUUCAAAA